AGAUGAAGUCUCAUUUUUUGGGAGUCGAAACGGAGGUUGGGUAGUCUUCAGCCGAGCAAAAAGCGUGCUAUUCAGGUCCCUCCGCAGACCACGAGAAAGCGAUGAGCGCAAUUGGGGAUGCAGCAAGAUCUGGGGUCUCAUCUUGUAGACAUGGAGAGUUAUCGCAUUGAAAAAAGAUGACGGAAUUAAUUGCGGAACUAGAUGAUCGCCGGAACGUGACCCGCGGCAGGCUUGGCGCCGAUUGGUCAUUUCAACCCGACUUUGACCACUUGAACAUCCCCAGGGUCUCUCUCUCAUCAAUGCUCCUUCCUUGUCUAGGGUUGUCGCUUGGAUUGCGGUUUGGACUAUGAAAGCGUGCUUGUUGGCACUCCCACUCCAACAUGUCUCCUGUUAGCUGUGGCCUUUUCCGCCCCUUCCUUUCUACAUGCAUUGCAUUACUAUGCUUUCUGCUUGCUGGUCAAGCCUACGAGGAAGUCUCCGAUAACACCUUAAAUGCCCUUCCACGACCGAAUAACGACUUUGAUAUUCAUAAUGGAGCGCUAUUAUCGCCCAUCCUGCGACCCCGGGUCUCCGGAACCCCGGGUUCCGCAGCGGUCUUGCAACACUUUGUGGACUUCUUUCGCGACUCACUACCUAGUUGGAGUAUCGAAUUUCAGAAUUCUACAUCAACAACGCCCGUCUCGAAUGGGAAGGAGGUUCCCUUCAUAAAUCUCAUUGCGUCUCGUGAUCCUCCGUGGGCAUCCCCCGGAGAUGUGGGAAGACUGACACUCGUCGCGCACUACGAUAGUAAAUACUCGCCGGAGGGUUUUAUCGGGGCCAUUGACAGCGCAGCCCCUUGCGCAAUGAUUAUGCACACAAUGAGGAGCAUCGAUGCGGCAUUGACAAAGAAGUGGGAGAUGAUGCAGGCAGAGGGUAACACAGACUCGUCGUUGGAAGAACAAAGGGGCAUACAGGUCAUCUUCUUGGAUGGAGAGGAGGCAUUCAAAGUAUGGACGGCGACGGAUUCGUUGUACGGGGCGCGUUCGCUUGCGGAGCAAUGGGAUUCACAGGUGAAUCCCGCUAUGUCGGCUUAUAAAACCCCCUUGUCCUCUAUAUCUCUCUUUGUACUUUUGGAUCUCUUAGGCUCGAGACGUCCAACUAUCCAGUCGUUUUUCUCAACGACACACUGGGCCUAUAAGAAGCUUGCCCGCCUUGAGAAGCGUCUCCGAGAUCUCAAGCAGUUCAAGUCCUCUGCCGAUCCUUCUCACCCAGCAUGGUUCAUUGAUGCUGGGAAGACGGAGCAUCAAAUAACCACUUUUCUCGGAAUACAGGAUGACCAUUUGCCAUUCCUGGAGCGCGGCGUCGAAAUUCUCCAUGUCAUCGACGCUAACCCCGCCACUGGCUUUCCAGUGGUGUGGCAUAAUGAAAAGGGUGUGCCAGAUGAUGGCGAACAUUUGGAUUUAGCCACAGUGGAAGACUGGAGUUUGCUAUUCACUGCGUUUGCUGCCGAGUGGAUGGAGUUGGAGGGCUUCAUGCCGCAGUCCAGCGGCGAGGCGUCUCCCGCAGAGAAGGAUGCAGCACAUAUAAUGGACAAGCGCUCUGCAAGCGACGACAAUCGCGUCAACAAAAAGACUGAGUUCUCUUGUUAACGGUUUUCCCACGGCAACUUCCCUGCCCGAUAUCCAAUGCAUCCAGUAUGUGGGUAA
Molecule: messenger RNA, 1685 nt
Organism: Aspergillus alliaceus
Lineage: Eukaryota; Fungi; Ascomycota; Eurotiomycetes; Eurotiales; Aspergillaceae
Product: glutaminyl-peptide cyclotransferase family protein
Exons: 2
Coding region: 381-1628 (415 amino acids)
Molecular function (GO): glutaminyl-peptide cyclotransferase activity; zinc ion binding
Source: RefSeq, a predicted model, not a curated record